Messenger RNA from Fusarium mangiferae, 1572 nucleotides. RefSeq lists its product as uncharacterized. Lineage: Eukaryota; Fungi; Ascomycota; Sordariomycetes; Hypocreales; Nectriaceae. The coding region runs from base 1 to 1572 and encodes 523 amino acids. The record is from RefSeq and is a predicted model, not a curated record. The transcript has a single exon. Gene Ontology annotation, molecular function: glycosyltransferase activity.
AUGAUUGCUGAAGCUCUACCCGCUCCUCAACCGCGCUAUCCCAGCCAUGACCUCUCCAAGUUUCCUGAUACCCUGAAAGGGAAGCGAAUCCUCCUCUGCACCGAGUCUUUUGGGCCUGUCAAUGGUGUCAGUCGCACGACUUUGAUGCUUGUAAACCAUCUAAGAGCACAUGGGGCUCAGGUCGCAGUGGUUGCUCCACAUAACCAUACAGAACACAAUACUUUUACGCCGCCGCCAUCGCCAACUAUGUCCCCUGCAGAUAAGCAGCCCGAAGUCAGAGUCACUGGAUAUCCUCUCCCAUUCAAUCCCGAGCUCUCUAUCGUGUACCCGGUGCGCAAUUCGACUCUGUACUCAAGAACAUUUGGCGAUGAUGCUCCCCCCGAUCUGAUCUACCUUGCAUCGCCUGCAAGUCUGGGUUUCCAAGUCAUGCUUCAACUACGACAACAGCCAAAAGAGAAGCAAAUACCCGUCAUCUGCAAUUUCCAGACCGAUCUUGCUGGCUAUUGUUCCAUCCUAUUUCCGGCGCCGCUGAGCCACGUUGCGGUCUUUGCAUUCGCAGCUGUCCAGAGUUAUCUCUUCAGUCACUCCUCGAUCAAGACCAUAUUCUACCCUUCGAGUUUUGUGAAACGAUAUUUGGUGGGCCAGAAGGUGCCAGCAGAUAAGCUAGAGGUUCUAACACGAGGUGUCAACACUGAGUUAUUCAACCCCCGAAUGAGAAGCGAGGAACUGCGAAAACAGCUGGCACCUAACGGCGAGAUCAUUUUCGUGACAGUCUCCAGAAUCGCUGGUGAGAAAGGUUUCGAUUUCCUGGCGAAGGCUGCAAAGGAGCUUGAUGCCCGGGGACUCAAUUUCAAGCUUUACAUAGUCGGCGGUAACCGCAACCCCGAUGUCGAGAAGGAAGUGCAAGAGCUUUUUGAUCCUCUACGAGAGAAGGGUAAGGUUAUCUUCGCCGGUUUUAAGGUCGGGGAAGAUCUCGCCACUGCUUAUGCUAGCGGCGAUGUUUUUCUCCAUUGUUCGGUUACAGAAACCUUUGGCCUUGUCGUUUUGGAGUCUAUGGCCAGUGGGGUUCCAGUCAUCGCUCGUGAUGAAGGGGGCCCGUCUGACAUUGUCCAGCAAGGAGGAAACGGAUUCCUCAUCUCUCCAGACGACCUCGAUGGUUUCGUAGCCAAGGCCAUGAAACUUGGUCUAGACCACACCCUUCGUGCCCAGAUGGCCCAGGCCGCAAGAUCGUACGCAUGCGAGAUGACAUGGGACAAGAUUAACAACAAAGUUGCCUGGCGCAUGUCGGACACCAUCUCGGAAUGGAACCGUGAGCGGAAUGGCCCAACAAACCGACUCUCAUCGCAUCUCAAGUCCCAUGAGCCGCUUAUUCCAAUCUACGGGUGGCUUAUGAUGAACGAUGCUAUUCGCGAGACAAUGACACGGGGUAUUGUCGACGCACGACUCAUGGGCGGACUGGGUGUCAUUCUAUCAUUCUGGAUGGUAACAGGGUGGUAUAUGGUCUUCACAGAAUGCUUCCUCUGGGCUAAAGGGCGAUGGAGAAGUGCAGAGAGAAGAUUGUCAAUCUCAUAG